UUGAAUAUAUCUUGCGCAAAUAUCAUAAACCAAAAUCAUGGCAUUUAAAUCACACAUUGCUGUCCUAGCGUUCCCUUUCGGAUCACACGCGGCCCCGUUACUCGCCCUGGUGCGGAGGCUGGCCGCCUCCGCACCGAACGCACUGUUUUCUUUCUUCAACAGCACGGCAUCCAAUGCUGCGCUUUUCAACGCGCCCACGUGCGACAAUUUACGGGCGCGCGACGUGUGGGACGGCGCGCCCCGCGGCGAGCCCUUCAUGGGCUCGCAUUUCGAGGCGGUCGGGCUGUUCCUCGAGGCAUCCCCGAGGAACUUCGAGACGGCUAUUCGAGAAGCGGAGCGGGAAAGCGGCCUCGAAAUCCGGUGCUUAAUAAGCGAUGCAUUUCUGUGGUUUUCGAGUGUUGUGGCCGAGAAAAGAGGGGUGCCAUGGGUGCCGUUCUGGGCUUCUAGUUCGUUCUCGCUGUCAGCACACGUCUACACUGAUCAAAUCGUUAGAUCAAUUGAAUCAACUGAAACGGCGAAACAAGAGAAAGCUCUGUCGUUCAUUCCAGGGUUGGAAAUGGCGACCAUGGCCGAUCUCCCGCCGGAGGUUUUCCUCGGAAAUUACGCGUCGCCGCUGGAGAUCACGCUGUACAAAAUGGUGGAGCAUCUCCCCAAAUCCACCGCCAUUUUACUGAAUUCGUUCGAGGAAAUAAACCCGAUCAUCACAAAAGAUCUAAAAUCGAAAUUCCCCAAUUUCCUCAACGUCGGCCCUUCGAUCCUCGCUUCUCCGGCGUCCCCCUCCGCCGCAAUUUCCGACGAAACAGGAUGCCUCUCAUGGCUGGGAAGCCAAAACCGCCCUAGAUCGGUCGUCUACAUCAGCUUCGGCAGCAUGAUCACGCCGCCGGAGAGCGAGCUCGCGGCGCUGUGCGAAGCCCUGGAGACCUGCCGAUUCCCAUUCCUGUGGUCGAUCAAGGACCACGCGGUGAGAUCCCUCCCGAACGGAUUCGCCAAUCGGACGAAUUCGUUCGGGAAGAUGGUGGCGUGGGCCCCGCAGCCGCAGAUCCUCGCGCACGAGAGCGUCGGCGCGUUCGUCAGCCACGGCGGCUGGAACUCGAUUUUAGAGAGCAUCGUGGGGUGCGUUCCGAUGAUCUGCAGGCCGUUUUUCGGAGAUCAUAAGCUGAACAGCAGAAUGGUGCAGGAUUCGUGGGGGAUUGGGGUUCGGGUUGAAGGAGGCGUCUUCACCAAGAGCGGGACGAUUGAGUGUUUGAUGGAGCUGAUGACGACGGAGAAGGGGGCGAAGAUGAGGGAGAAUGUUAGCCUGUUGAGAAACAAGGCUGUGGCUGCCGUUGAUUCGCAAGGGAGUUCGUCGAGGAAUUUCGACAAACUGUUGGAGAUCAUCGGAGCCCAUUGAUCUCGAUUUGUUUCUGUCGCGGUGCACUUCUACAGCGUCGAUAGUGGUUGUUGUUGUUGUUGUUGUUGUUGAAAAUAAUUAUCAUGUCUUGCCAUUAUGCCACCCUUGAAAGUGACCCUAACUGGGCCUCUAUUGUUGGAGCCCGUUGAUCUCGAUUUCUGUUGGGGUGUAACUAAUAAAUAGAUAAGAGUUUGAGGACUAAAGUGAAAUAAGGAAAGUUGUUUGAUUUUAGUCGACUUCAGUUGGAGGAGCUCAAACGGAUUUCUGUUUUUGAGAGUUAACUGCAGCUCAAAAGGCUUCGGGUGAAGAAGCAGAUUACGCACACAUUUUCUCCCGUCAGAAAUUGAGAGAGAGAUUCAAGAAAGGAGCGCUAUCUUUGUGAGGUUCAUUGUUGUUCAUACUGUGAUUGUUUGUGAACAUUUGUGUGUGAGCUUGAGUGUUUUCUUUGGUUAUUUUGAAUCGAUUGUAGUCUGGUUUCUGCCAUUGGUGUGAUUGAAUAAAACCUUGGAUCGUCUUCUCCGUGGAUGUAGGUCUUACGGCCGAACCAUGUAAAAUCCCUCUGUGUUCUUUC
Molecule: messenger RNA, 1961 nt
Organism: Salvia hispanica
Lineage: Eukaryota; Viridiplantae; Streptophyta; Magnoliopsida; Lamiales; Lamiaceae
Product: flavonol 3-O-glucosyltransferase F3GT2-like
Molecular function (GO): quercetin 7-O-glucosyltransferase activity; quercetin 3-O-glucosyltransferase activity
Source: RefSeq, a predicted model, not a curated record